Tarenaya hassleriana is the source of this 3019-nucleotide messenger RNA. RefSeq lists its product as uncharacterized. The coding region runs from base 121 to 2751 and encodes 876 amino acids. Lineage: Eukaryota; Viridiplantae; Streptophyta; Magnoliopsida; Brassicales; Cleomaceae. The transcript is spliced from 20 exons. Gene Ontology annotation, cellular component: nucleus. The record is from RefSeq and is a predicted model, not a curated record.
AGAAAAGAAAAUCAAGCUUCAAUUAGAGUCCCUUCUCUCUCUCCCCUGCUGUGAGAAACACAAAACGCCGCCGUCGUUUUUCUACUCCGCCGCCGACCAUCGUCUCAGCUGCGGAGAAAAAUGGUUCGUUCAAAGGCUCCUGCUAAGAAGCAACAGAAGCGUGGAGUCGAUUUUAAGAAAAUAAAGAGAAAGCUUGGUAGAAAAUUGCCGCCGCCGAAGAAUGCUACCAACACGGAGAUAAAAUCCAAAGCAAUCAUACUUCCUGAGCAGAGUGUGGCAGCAGAGAAGGCGGGUUUGGCUUUGAGCAAGAAGGGCUUGACUCUGAAGGAGCUUCUACAGCAUACAUCUCAUCACAAUACCAAAGUUCGUAAAGAUGCAUUGAUUGGUAUCAAGGACCUUUUCACGAAUCAUCCGGCAGAAUUGCAGUCACAUAAAUUUGCUGUUAUACAGAAACUUCGGGAGCGCAUUAGUGAUGAUGAUGAGUUAGUGAGACAAACAUUUUAUCAAUUAUUUAAGACGGUGAUCUUUCCUGGUUGUAAAGAGGAUAACCGGGGUCCCAUGGUUUCCCUUUUGAUGCCAUAUAUAUUUAGCGCAAUGGCAAAUUCCGCCAUUGAUGUUCGCUUGAUGGCUUUCAAAUUUUUCGAGCUUGUUGUGCAGUACCAUCCGCCUACCUUUUCGUUGUACGCUGAUAAGGUUUUAAAAAACUAUGAAGAUAUUAUUCAGAAAAAUCAGUUUUAUGUGCAAGAUAAAGGAAAACUAAAAGUUGCUCUUUCUGGACUGGUAUAUUGCCUAUCGCUGUUGCCAUGUGAAAAGUUCGAUGCGGACUCACGUAAAAAGGAUUCAUCUCCGGUUGAAGUGCUACUUGCUUAUGGGCGCAAUGCCACAAAAGACUCUGUUAGAUUUGUCCAUAUCUUCGGAAAAUUGAAGGAAAUUAUUGUAGCUUUAAUCAAUUGUUUCCAAGACUUCAUCCCUUUGGUUCAAUCUAUGCCGGCAUUGGAUGCACAGUCAUUUGAUUGCAUACAUCAUAUACUUCGCAGCAUAUCUUAUGCAAUCAAGUUUUCUAGUAAUGGAAACAUUCAAGAACAGUGUGUAUUGGUACCUGCCUCUGAAGGAUCUUACCCAAUUAUAUGGGAUUAUGACAUGGCAUCAAUGUUUUUAAAAAAGUUACUUGGUGUUUUCCCCCUAAAUUCUGUGAACCAUCUUUCCGAAAAGGGUGAUGAAAGAUAUUUCGUUCUGAACAGCAUUAUCACAGAAAUAUUUUUGCAAGUAACUGAAUGGAUCCACCCUCCAGCUGAUUUAUGUGAUAAAUUUCUGGAAUUUGUUGAAAAUACACUUCUAGGCAAGAUAACCAAAAGCACUAGGUCUAAUAGAUCUAUUCAUGAAAAGAAUUUACUUGCACUGUUGCCUUUUAUUCCAAAACUUGUUUCGAGGGUGGACAAUGAUUGGAGAGAUAGUCUUCUGCAGGCAUUUACUCAGGCCUAUAAGGAUUGCAAGCCAGAGUCUCCACUUAAACUGGCCUGCAUUUCGAGGAUUGAAGAAAUGAUUAUCCCUAAGCAAGGCAUCCAGUACCUCAGCGUAAAUGAUCCAGAAAUAUACAAUUACCAAUUUGAUUGGAUAAGUGAACUUCCGUCACUGCUACAUCAGCUAGGUGAUAAGCAUCCGUCAUCCUCCCAGGCUGUCUUGCAACUUGUGCUUCGUCUUGGACAGCAUGGCUUUCUGAAUCCUUCCCGAACAUUUGAAGAUGAUUUCAGAAACUUCUACAGCAAAUCUGGGGAAGAAGGGGAGGCAAUUUAUGGGCCUUUUGUCGCUCUACCAAGGGAAGUCCAAGAAUUAUCCCUCUGUUGCGUCUACUAUUUCAACAAUGUCAGCUCUUCUCUGUUGACAUCAAUUGUUUCCUGUUGCCUGUAUCCUCGUCUUGAACCAUCUGUGUUGUAUCGGAUAGUGGAAGUUCUGCAUUCCGCUUUUAGGGUUGGAUAUAUAGAGAUUAAAGAUCAUAUCAGCUUCCUCAUCACCUUAAUUGCACGUUUUAAAGUUUUCCCAGAGAAAGUGUACUUGGCGAUGGAGCAUGAUAAGCAGGAAACUAAUCGUGAUACGUUUAAAGCACUUACCAAGAUUGUGUGCUCCUGUUUGUCUGAAAUGGGCAACAACUCGCUCGUCAUCCAGAUUCUCGAGAAAAUUCUACUAGAGCGAAAUAUUCUGAAGACUUCUCUAGACAAUGCAUGUGCCAUGCUCAGGAUAAUCUGUGCCAUUGACUCUAAGCCCACCAGGCUCUCUGAGCAUAGUGUUAUCACCCUAAGUGAAUUCCUGCCGGGAUAUCUGAUUCACGUUGUUUGCUCUAUCCCGGAAGAUAAAGAUAGCUCUUCGGCCUACAUACAGACAUGCCGAUACUACCUAGUACCUUGCUUUUUCUUGUUCGAACGAAGCACUAGGCUUGCGGAUCUUGUCUUAACCAAAAUGGGUUCGAUAGUGAGCGAAAAUGCUGAAGCUCUCUUAUCUGGACAGAAGCGGGAAAGUGAUGGAAAUUCGUUGGGUAUGAUAAGAAGCAUCGUCUCGAUCAUCCUGUUGAUGCAUGGUGAUGUUAAAGUCAGGAAAAUACUUUCCUCAUCCAAGUCCGUGAUCGAUCUUGUGCUACGAAAGGUGCUCUUAUUGCAGUCAUCGGAAAACGCUAACUUGACAGUGGAAGGAACGCACACGAUGAGAAUCGCGGGCGAGCGACUGAAGAUUUUGCAUCAGACGGUUUGCUCGACAUAGUAAUAAGCUUAAAGCCGAAGUCAUUGAAGCUUGACAAAGGUUCAAGAAUGUCUGGUAAUGGAAAAAACGCAGUUCGAGCUGACUUAAAGGGUUAUGAAGAAUCUACAAUCACUGUAACAUAAAAGGGAUCUCUCUCUGGAAAUGGCUUAGAGAGCUCUUCUUCUCACAUAUAUUUUGCUUUCCUCUUUUUGUACACAAAGUGGCAAUAUUUUGGUUGAAGUUUUGGUCCCAUUAGUGGAAUGACUUUUAUAAGAAUUAAAUUCUAUAA